Messenger RNA from Drosophila miranda, 534 nucleotides. Its product is annotated as FK506-binding protein 4-like. Lineage: Eukaryota; Metazoa; Arthropoda; Insecta; Diptera; Drosophilidae. The coding region runs from base 1 to 534 and encodes 177 amino acids. The record is from RefSeq and is a predicted model, not a curated record. The transcript has a single exon.
AUGGGACCGACGGUGUCCCCCGUGGUAUCGCCGGGGUACACCGAGGCGGAAAGUGACCUGGAAUUGGUGAGCUGGGAGCCGGCGCCACGGAGAAAACGCGCACGCGAGGCGAAGCGCGAGGAGCCCCGGACCAGCAGACUCGAGGAGCCCCACACCAAGCGCGAGGAGCCCCGGACCAGCAAGCACGAAGAGCCCCGCACCGGCAAGCGCGAGAAGCCCCACCCCAGCAAGCGCGAGGAGCGGCCUGAGGGAGGAAGGAGGGGGCGCACGGAGACGCGGAAGGAGGAGCCCAGUGAGCGGGCCUCGAAGCGGGAGUCCACGCGUUCGACGCGUACGGCCAAGGAAGAGGAGUCGUCGGCACGCACAAGGGGGAGGUCGACGGCGCGGCGAGGGGAUCAGCGGCCGACAGACCCACAGGUCGAGAAGCCGCAGACAACGCCGACCGAAACCGCGUCUGCGUGCGGAAGCGGAGAAGGCAAGGGCGACGCGGGCGGAGGGCGCGGCAGGCGGGCUGGCGGUGAUCUCCAGCGAUGA